AUGGUUGUGCGCGCGAAAGUAAUCCCAGUCAGGAUAUCAUCAUUCGCCUGCUGGUCAAACUCAGCAGCGCCUGCCUGCAUUUGUCCCUGGGCUCCGGCCCCCGCCUCCCUCCCUGGUAUGUUCGAGAGAGCCUACUUAGUGGCGGCAAGCAGCAGCCGUUUCACACUUCUGUUCGUACGUGCUCCAAUAUUGCAAUCCCACUCGGCAGUACUACCUGCCUGUGUGUGCAGGUAG
Auxenochlorella protothecoides is the source of this 234-nucleotide messenger RNA. RefSeq lists its product as hypothetical. NCBI's taxonomy places the organism in Eukaryota, Viridiplantae, Chlorophyta, Trebouxiophyceae, Chlorellales, Chlorellaceae. The transcript has a single exon. Bases 1 to 234 code for a protein of 77 amino acids. The record is from RefSeq and is a predicted model, not a curated record.